AUGUGUUAUUUUAAUCGUUUAUCAGCCAUUUCACCUCUAUCUGACGCUCAAAUUGUAAUUGGCGCUUUCUUUUCCCUACAUAAUCCUCCAACAUUACAUGGAGGUGGUCGAUUACGAGAAUGUGGUGAUAUUCGUGAAGACUAUGGUAUUCAUCGUGUCGAAGGAACAUUUUGGAUACUUGAUCAAAUUAAUUCUAAUCAAUCUAUAUUACCAAAUAUUAGUCUAGGAUAUCAAAUUCGUGAUUCUUGUUGGUAUGCACCUGUUGCUCUUGAACAAACGAUUGAAUUUAUUGGUAAUUCAGUAUUAAAUCCUGGAGAUUUAGUAUUGAAUGCGAAUGGAAAUCGAGCUCGAUUAGCUGCUGUUAUUGGUCCAGGUGAUAGUUCAAUAACUAUGCAAACACAUAAUAUUUUACAAUUAUUUGAAAUGCCACAAAUUGGUUAUUCAGCAACAGCAAAACAAUUAAGUGAUAAAGAAAAAUUUAAAUAUUUCACACGUGUUAUUGCAUCAGAUACACAACAAGCACAAGCAAUUGUUGAUAUUAUACGACAAUUUAAAUGGAGUUAUGUUGCUACAAUUGGUACUGAAGGUGAUUAUGGUCGUGGUGGUGUUGAAGCUAUUCGUCGUUUACUUUAUAAAGAUGCAUGUAUUGGUGAAGAUUUAACAAUGCCAAUUGGUGCCAAUCAAACAGUUGCUACUCAGCUAAUUAAACAACUCGUUAUUCGAGCUCCUCGUGUACAAGUACUAAUAUGUUUUUGUCUCGAUCAUUCUAUUCGAGCUAUUCUACAAGCCGUAAAUGAGUUAAAUUAUACACAACGAUUUAUUAUUCUUGGAAGUGAUGCUUGGGCUGAUCGUUUGAAUGUAAUACCAAAUAAUACUGAAAGUGUCGCAUUAGGUGCAAUCACAAUUAAAGCACGUUCAUUACGUGUACCCGGUUUUGAACAAUAUUUUCGUCAAUUACAUGUACAUAAUAAUACACGAAAUGUUUGGUUUCGUGAAUAUUGGCAACAAAAAUUUGCAUGUACAUUUAAUGAUACGGAAAAUAGAUUUAUACGUCGACCAAAUAAAUAUAUUCCACCAUGUAUACCUGAACGUGAAAGUCUUGCUAAAGCACCUUAUAAUGAAGAUCCAAAACUUGCAUUUGUUAUUAAUUCAAUAUUAGCGGUUGUACAUGGUCUAGAUAAAAUGCAUAAACAAAUUUGUAAUGGAACUGCUGGUUUAUGUACAGAAAUGGCUCGUAUGAAUUCAUCAUUAUUAAUGCAUUUUUUAAAAAGUAGUCGAUUUACAGGAAUUACUGGUGAAGAAGUAUUUUUUGAUGAAAAUGGAGAUGGUCCUGGAAGAUAUGACGUAUUGAAUUUACAAGGUAACCCAAAUGAUCCCGAUAAUCAACUUCAUUAUGUUCAAGUUGGAACAUGGAGUACAGGAAAAUUAAAUUUAAAUAUAUCAGCUAUACGUUUUUUUUCUGAUCAACGUCCAUUCGAACAAAUAAAUGUUCGUCGAUUUUGUAGUGAUUCUUGUCCAACUGGUUAUAUUAAAAAAUAUACGGAUGAAGAAAGAUGUUGUUGGAAAUGUCUUUCAUGUGGUGAUGCUAUUGUACUUGAUGAAGUAACAUGUUUUACAUGUCCACCUGGUUUUGGUCCUAAUGCUGAUCAUACAGCUUGCGGUCUUCUACCAAUAAUAACAAUCAAUUUUCGUCAUCCACUAUCAAUCAUAAUCUGUUUUAUAGCUGGUGUUGGUAUACUUAUAAGUAUUUUUGUUGUUUAUAUAUUUAUACGUUUUAAUGCAACACCAGUUGUUAAAUCAACAACAAGAGAAUUAAGUUAUUUAAUUCUAACAGGAAUAUUAUUUUGUCAUUUAACAGCAUUUAUUGUUUUACAAAAACCAUCAUUUAUUAUAUGUGUUUUAACACGUUUAUUACCUGGUAUAUCAUUUUCCAUGAUAUAUGGUUCAUUAGUAACAAAAACAAAUCGUAUAGCACGUAUAUUAGCACGUAGUAAAAAGAAAAUUAUGACAAAACGUUUAAAAUUUAUGAGUGCAAAACAUCAACUUGCUAUUGCUUGUCUUAUACUUGUUACUGAAAUUAUUAUUGUUGCUGUUACUGUUUAUCGAGAUCCACCUAAAGCAGUUUUAAUUGAAACAGGUGGACGUUUAUUACUAACAUGUAAAAAAUCACUUCAAGGUAUUGUAGCUCCACUUGGUUUUGAUGGUUUACUUGUUUUUUUAUGUACACUCUAUGCUAUUAAAACAAGAAAUUUACCUGAAAAUUUUAACGAAGCGAAAUUUAUUGGUUUUUCUAUGUAUACAACAUGUGUUAUAUGGUUAGCAUUUGCUGCUGUACAUUUUGCUACUGACGUUAAAGUUUUUUCAUUAUGUGUUGCAACAAAUGCAAGUGCAUAUGUUGUAUUAAUAUUUCUUUUUUUUCCCAAACUUUACUUAAUUAUAUUUAAACCAGAAAAAAAUCAACGAAGUGCAUUUGCAACAAAUAAAGAUAUUCGUUGUCAUUUUGGUUCAUCAACAUCAAAAAGUGAUAUGUCAUCUUAUCAAUUUAAUGAUGGUUCAGCAUUAUUUCGUCGAUCUGUUUUACAUCGUAUUCGUUUUGGUAAUACUAUACGUUUAAAAGCUGAAUUAGAACAUGCAGCUGCUGUAUCACGUAAUGUUGAUUCAUCGAAUCAUGAACGUCGUUCAUCGCGUACUUUAACAGCUGAUCCAGGUCAAUGGACACAAAAUUAUCACCAUCGUCGUCGUUCAUCAACUCCAGCAAAACUACCAGCAACACCAAAAAAUACUGAUAGUUUACCUCAAGAUACGAAUAUAUUAAAUUCAACAACAUCGGAUAAUAUGCCUAAAAUACGACAAACAGAUUCACUUCCACUUAUUUCAUCUGUAAUACCACCAAUAUCUUUAACAUCUUCAAUGGAUAUUAUCGAUCUCGAAACGAAUGAAAAAACACCGAUGAUCAAUCAACAACAACGAUCAUUAACUCAUUCACCUGAUUGUAUUUAUGCAACUAGCCAGUCCAAUAUGAUGAAUUCUAUUGCACCGAAUGAUUUAGUUCGACAUCGUCAUAAAACUACACGAAAGAGAAGUAUUUCAAGUUCAAUUAAUGAUUUACCAUUAUCAAUGAAAAUACCUGAAAUUGAAAGUGAAACAUCUAGUGCAUGGACAAAUGAAGGCAUAGGAUUUAAUUCCUAUCAAACAACAACACCAAUAAUAAAUCCUGAACCUGCUUGUUCAUGUCAAUUACUAUGGCAAUUAGAACGAGAUACUGAUAGUAUUGAUAAAUUUAAAUUAUUUUUUAAACGAGAUCAUUUAAAUGUCGAUUGGGAUUAUGUACAAGGUUCAAGUGAAGUUUAA
This is a messenger RNA of Adineta steineri, 3351 nucleotides long. The record is from the annotation of a GenBank genome assembly. Lineage: Eukaryota; Metazoa; Rotifera; Eurotatoria; Adinetida; Adinetidae.